AUUAACCUCGUUUACCUAACCUAACUCGAUUAACCAUAAAAAUUUCCUUCCAAAAACGAAAAAAAAAACAAAAACCGAAAAUGUAUUACAAAUUUUUGAACAAUCACGGAUACAAGAUUUUAUCAUUGAGGAAACAUGUCCGGUCCACCAAAUACAUGUCCAGCUUUGCUAAACUUGCGGAACACAAAGACCUGAGCAAAAUAAGAAACAUUGGUAUAUCCGCUCACAUUGAUUCAGGAAAGACCACGUUAACAGAACGUAUUCUAUUUUACACUGGGCGAAUAGAUGAAAUGCAUGAAGUCAGAGGUAAAGACAAUGUUGGAGCUACUAUGGACUCAAUGGAACUUGAAAGACAAAGAGGUAUCACGAUUCAGUCAGCUGCUACUUAUACGAUAUGGAAGGAGCAUAAUAUUAAUAUAAUUGAUACCCCAGGUGUUCUCCAUCAACAUUGUCUUUUUUCAGGCCAUGUGGACUUUACUGUAGAGGUAGAAAGAGCUUUGAGGGUUCUAGAUGGUGCUGUUCUAGUUUUAUGUGCUGUGGGGGGAGUGCAAAGUCAGUCAUUAACAGUAAACAGGCAAAUGAAAAGGUACAAUGUACCUUGUCUAGCCUUUAUAAAUAAACUAGAUAGGAUGGGUGCUAAUCCUCAGAGGGUUAUAUCACAAAUGAGAUCUAAAAUGAACCAUCAUGCAGCAUUCAUCCAGCUUCCAAUUGGUCUGGAGUCCAAUUGCAAAGGAAUUGUAGACUUGGUCUCUCAAAAAGCCAUCUAUUUUGAAGGGGACCAUGGUGAGGCACUUCGAGUUGAUGAAAUUCCACAAAACAUGAGAACAGAAAGUGAUGCGAGCAGGCAUGAACUCAUAGAACAUCUUUCAAAUGCUGAUGAGACAUUUGGAAAUUUAUAUUUGGAGGAAAAACCUUUUACAGAGAAUGACGUCAAAGCAGCUAUCAGACGAACCUGUUUAAAGCGCGAAUUUACCCCAGUUUUAGUAGGAACAGCUUUAAAAAAUAAAGGAGUCCAGCCACUAUUAAAUGCUGUAUUGGACUAUCUUCCCAACCCAGGAGAAGUAGAGAACUUUGGCCUGAAAGAAAAAGAAGGGCAAGAACCGGAAAAAGUACUGUUGGAUCCAGCAAGAAAUGGAGAUAAACCAUUUGUAGCACUAGCUUUCAAGUUAGAGGCUGGGAGGUUUGGGCAACUUACUUAUAUGCGUUGUUAUCAGGGAAUGUUACAGAAAGGAGAGAAUAUCUACAACGUUCGCACCAGCCGCAAGGUGCGCAUCGCCCGUUUAGUGCGCAUGCACUCAAACAACAUGGAGGACGUCAACGAAGUGUACGCUGGUGACAUUUUCGCGCUAUUCGGGGUGGAUUGCGCCAGCGGCGACACGUUCGUCAACGAUCCGAAAACCAACAUCUCACUGGAAUCCAUCUACGUACCCGACCCAGUCGUCUCGAUGUCUAUAAGCCCUGUCAACUCCAAGGAUAGAGAUAACUUCUCCAAAGCGAUAGCCCGGUUCACCAAGGAGGACCCUACUUUCCAUUUCUACUUUGAUACUGAUAUCAAAGAGACCAUCGUAUCCGGAAUGGGUGAACUUCACCUUGAAAUUUACGCGCAGCGUAUGGAGAGGGAGUAUGGAUGUCCAGUAAAACUAGGAAAACCAAAAGUAGCUUUCCGUGAAACUCUCGUCGCUCCUUGUGAAUUUGACUACCUACAUAAGAAGCAAUCUGGUGGUCAGGGGCAAUAUGCUAAGGUUAUAGGGGUGCUAGAACCGUUACCGCCCAACAAAAACACAGUCCUAGAAUUCGUCGACGAAACAGUUGGUACAAACGUUCCAAAACAGUUUAUACCCGGUGUACGCCGUGGCUUCUUAGAGAUGGCCGAAAAAGGUCUGUUGGCCGGUCAGAAGCUAUCCGGAUUGAAGUUCAGGCUGUUAGAUGGCGCUCAUCACAUGGUAGAUUCCAGUGAGCUCGCUUUCUAUCUGGCUGCCCAAGGUGCUAUCAAGCAAGUGUUUGAAAGGGGUGUCUGGCAGAUCAUCGAACCUGUCAUGGCUGUCGAGGUGACAGCUCCCGACGAGUUCCAGGGUGCAGUGAUGGCACAGUUGAACAAACGUCAUGGAAUCAUCACUGGCACUGAAGGUACAGAGGGAUGGUUCACAGUACACGCUGAAGUACCUCUGAAUGAGAUGUUUGGAUAUGCUGGUGAAUUGAGAUCCAGCACUCAAGGCAAAGGCGAAUUUACAAUGGAAUACAGCAGGUAUUCACCCACUCUGCCUGAAGUCCAAGACAUGCUUAUGUUGGCAUACCAACAAUCUAUGGGCAUAGUUACAGACAAGGACAAAAAGAAGAAGAGGAAUUAAUGAUUAUAUUUGUAAAUAUUUAUUUGUAUAUAGGCUUUGAUAUUAAAUGAAUUGUUUUUAC
Molecule: messenger RNA, 2409 nt
Organism: Acanthoscelides obtectus
Lineage: Eukaryota; Metazoa; Arthropoda; Insecta; Coleoptera; Chrysomelidae
Source: the annotation of a GenBank genome assembly